CCUGAACCGGAGCCCAUGGACACCCUGCCAACCCCGCUGUUGCCCGAGUAUCCACCGGACUGUCGCCAGAAUUGGAAUUCUACUCGAGAUGCUCUGACCAACAAAACUAUUAAGCCCUUAUUGAAUGCAUUCAACCAGAUUCCUGGAAGUGAAAAUGAAAAGAAAUGUACCCUGGAUCAAUCUUUCAGAGUUGUUCUAGAAGAGGAAAUUAUAAACCAAGCUUCAUGUGAAAAUGUCUUGGCUAUUAUUUCUCUUGCUAUUAAUGGAGUUACAGAUGGAAUCUGCACAGCAUCAACCCCUUUUGUGCUUCUGGGAGAUGUUCUGGAUUGCCUUCCUUUGGAUCACUGUGAUAAAAUUUUUACCUUUGUCGAAAAAAAUGUCACUACGUGGAAGUCUAAUACGUUUUAUUCAGCUGGGAAGAAUUACUUGCUGAGAAUGUGCAAUGACCUCCUAAGAAGAUUAUCUAAAUCACAAAAUACAGUCUUUUGUGGAAGAAUUCAACUAUUCCUUGCUAGAUUAUUUCCUCUUUCAGAGAAGUCAGGACUUAACUUGCAAAGUCAGUUUAAUCUGGAAAAUGUCACAGUUUUCAAUACUAAUGAACAAGACAGCACUUUGGGACAGAAGGUGAGAAUUAAUGUGGGACAGAAGCACAUAGAGGAGAGAGAUGAAGGAAUGGAAGUAGAAGAAGGUGAAAUGGGAGAUGAUGAAGCUCCUACAAGUUGCUCCAUUCCAAUAGAUUACAACUUGUAUAGAAAAUUUUGGUCGCUUCAAGAUUACUUUAGGAAUCCUGUACAGUGCUAUGAGAAGGUUUCAUGGAAGACAUUUCUGAAGUACUCAGAAGAAGUUUUGGCUGUUUUUAAAAGCUACAAAUUGGAUGACACUCAAGCUUCCAGAAAAAAAUUGGAAGAGCUAAAAACAGGGGGAGAACAUGUCUACUUUGCAAAGUUCUUAACUAGUGAAAAGCUAAUGGAUUUACAGCUGAGUGACAGUAACUUCCGCCGUCACAUCUUGCUGCAAUAUCUAAUACUAUUUCAGUAUCUAAAGGGUCAGGUAAAAUUUAAAAGUUCAAACUAUGUUCUAACUGAUGAACAGUCCCUCUGGAUUGAAGAUACUACUAAAUUGGUUUAUCAGCUUCUUUCAGAAAACCCCCCAGAUGGGGAAAGAUUCUCAAAAAUGGUAGAGCAUAUAUUAAACACUGAAGAAAACUGGAACACCUGGAAAAAUGAAGGUUGCCCAAGUUUUGUGAAAGAAAGACCAUCAGAUUCCAAGCCAACAAGACUUGUGAGAAAGAGGCCAGCUCCAGAGGAUUUCCUAGGGAAAGGACCAAACAAAAAAAUUCUCAUGGGGAAUGAGGAGCUAACUCGACUUUGGAACUUAUGUCCGGACAACAUGGAAGCUUGUAAAUCUGAGACUAGGGAAUAUAUGCCAACUCUGGAGGAGUUCUUUGAAGAGGCCAUUGAACAAGCAGAUCCUGAAAAUAUGGUUGAAAAUGAGUACAAGGCUGUGAACAAUUCUAAUUAUGGAUGGAGAGCAUUAAGAUUACUAGCACGCAGAAGUCCUCACUUCUUCCAGCCAACCAAUCAACAAUUUAAGAGUUUACCAGAAUACUUAGAAAACAUGGUAAUCAAAUUAGCCAAGGAGUUGCCUCCUCCUUCUGAAGAAAUAAAAACAGGAGAGGAUGAAGAUGAGGAAGAUAAUGAUGCUUUAUUAAAGGAAAACAAUGAAAGUCCUGAUGUACAGCGAGACAAACCCGUGACAGGGGAACAAAUUGAGUUAUUUGCUAUCAAGCUUGGAGAACAGUGGAAGAUUCUGGCACCCUACUUGGAAAUGAAGGACUCUGAUAUAAGACAGAUUGAGUCAGAUAGUGAGGAUGUGAAGAUGAGAGCUAAGCAGCUACUUGUUGCCUGGCAGGAUCAAGAGGGAAUACAUGCAACACCUGAGAAUCUGAUUACUGCGAUGAACAAAGCUGGAUUAAGUGACCUUGCAGAAAGCCUAAUGAAUGAUACAGAAAACAGUAGUUAAUUUAUUUCAGAUUGCAACUUUUUUAUUAAAACAAUUGUAAUUAUUGUUGCUAGGUAACAGAUCUGACACUUGCUAGGGCAGCUUAUGUUUAUUAAACAAUAAAAGCUUUCUAUAAUGGUUAGUUUUAUAAGCGUUUCGGAGAAGGAUUAGUAAUAGAGAUCCUUAAAUUAUGAAAAUGUAAAAGAGGAGAGCAAAGGUCCAGUGCAGUGUUCUGUAACACAUGCUGUAAUAGUUUAAGGGCCUGCCAUUUUUAGAGGGAGGGCCUUGUUUUGUUGCCAAGGGGAUUGAAAGCCUGUAUGUAAUGUGCACUUCCUUUAUAUGUAACUUGUAUGUAACUCGGGUUAUAUCUGAGUAAGAUGACAUGACUUGGGGGAUGAUAUAAGCUGGGGAAGACUCUGCUUCCCCAACCAGCUUGAUGUCGCCCUGCUUAUGCUCCACACUCACAUCCUUUCCUAACUGCUGUUCCCUUAUGACCCAGGGCCUGGGGCAGGCAGGGUCAGGGCUGCGGUGCAUACAAGACCCCUGUGCUGGGGCUGCACCAUGCUGCCCACCCUUCUGGCACUUGGACCAGGCUGCCUACCCAGUACUCCAGCUGUGCUGCCUGCCCAUUGUUGGGGCUGCAGGGGAGAAGAGGGGCUGGCUGCUUCAGUUGUGCUCCUGGCUCCAGUGUGGGAAGGAACACAGAAGUUGCAGUCCUCCAGCAGAGGAGGAAGGGCCAGGAGCCAGCUUCCCUCAAAGGUUUGUUCACUCGUGAUGGCCCCUAAUUAGGGAUUUGGUUGCUUGUGCAAAUGUUGGAGUGGAAUCAUAUGCAGGUCUCUGGCUUCCCUUCCUGAAAACUUGAUUGUCAGUAUUGUGUUACGUCAACUUAGGAAAAAAUGUUACUAGUCAUCUAGUAGGUGAUCUUCCUGCAAAGGAAAGCUGGUUUAAACUGCUAAAACUGCAGUGAAGCAGUGUCCUGGGGAGAAGUAGUGUUCUUUUCCCAGUGCUCUUUGGAUUUGGUGCAUAUUUGAGGUCUUGAUGUCUUUAUAUAGCAGUGGUCCCCAACCUUCAGAGGCUCCC
Molecule: messenger RNA, 3081 nt
Organism: Pelodiscus sinensis (Chinese soft-shelled turtle)
Lineage: Eukaryota; Metazoa; Chordata; Testudines; Trionychidae
Source: RefSeq, a predicted model, not a curated record